Molecule: messenger RNA, 1404 nt
Organism: Coccinella septempunctata (seven-spotted ladybird)
Lineage: Eukaryota; Metazoa; Arthropoda; Insecta; Coleoptera; Coccinellidae
Product: ancylostoma secreted protein-like
Exons: 1
Coding region: 140-1327 (395 amino acids)
Source: RefSeq, a predicted model, not a curated record
AAUGACUUUGGAAUGACUGGAUCAGUCCCCAAAGACUCCUAUUUCUUCAAUUUUCAAAUUAUGAUAUUUGUAGGGUGACAAAUAUGUCACCCAUGUUUUUAGACGUUUCUUACGUAGAUUACUAAUAGGUUAUUAUGAAAUGCGGAUAGCGUUUUCUACAUUGAACAUUUGUUUGAUUUUUUUCUUGGACGGUUGCCUUAUGAAUGAAAUAUUAAGACCUAGCUUCUAUCCCUAUUGCACGACGAGAGAAAAAUGCCAGCCUGCCUGCAUCUGCGAGGUUUACCCCAACUGUGUAUUAUUGACCAUGGACGAAACCAUCAGAAGCAGCAUUUUAUUCUACCACAACCAAAUUCGGGAUAUCCAGUGUGCUGCGGAACCCGAACCAUCUGGUUUGACUUUACUCGAAUACGACAUGGAAUUGGAAGAAAUAUCGAACUGCUGGGCUGCAAGAUGUGACGACGAGUACUCGGAAUGUUUUGUCACCUCUAGGUUCUACGAAACAACUCAAUCCGUCAUCCAGUUGGUCCUUGCGGAAGGGCAACAACCAAGCGUGUUCAUCUGGAUGCAAGUGAUGAAUGAAUGGCUGGGGCAGAUAAGGACGUUGCCUGCAGAGAUCAUCCAGAAUUUUCCAGGUGGUGAAGUGGGAGAAAAAUUGCACAACUACGCUCAACUCAUCAGUGACAGAAUACUCGCGAUUGGAUGCGCUUGGAGUUUACUGAACAACGUGCUCACUCUUGUUUGUACCUAUGGUCCCAGAGGUCCGAUGCAGGGAGAAGCUGUAUAUAAAACGGGAUACCCGUGUUCACUUUGUCCAGGAGGCUAUGCUUGUGACUACAUGAAACCUUUUGAACAAUUGUGUAAACUUAGGAUAUAUUCCGCGGCUCUGACGGUACAAGAACAAAUGCCUCGGUAUCAGACACCGCUACCUCCUCCCUUCCCUCCUUUUCCUCCCAAAACAGAGGUUACUGAGGAGUAUUCAACACCGUUCUUGGAAGCCAUGGUGGUACCUGCAGCACCAACCUCUCUCCCUCCUUCCCUUCCUCCUUUUAGGUUUCCAGACGAUUCUUCUGAUACAACUAAGCCCCUUGACCUUUUGAAACCUCCCUCCCUUCCACCUUCACGAUUUCCAAACGACCCUACCGACAAAGAUAAUCUAUGGCCCACACAUUCAAGGCCGCAAACUACACCAAGUAGUCUUUUUCUUCCGCCAACAGAAACAACCACAAUAAAACCACUACGAACUGCUCCAGAGAGCCAUUCGGUGAGAUUGAAACAUUUCUGUAUUUCUUCAGUAGCUAUUGGUUUCAUUAUAAAUAUAUUACUUUAAAUUCAACAGCUAUGUAUCUCGUUUUCGUUUGUUCAGUUUUGUGCUUUUAUACAUAACUAAAUAAACUCAAAUGUCAA